CCCGCUUCGCCGCGUGAGGCGGGCCGCGUCCGCGCGCUGCGGUGGGAUGUUCGUGGCGCGCAGCAUUGCUGCGGAUCACCGCGACCUCAUCCACGAUGUCUCCUUCGACUUCCACGGGCGGCGCAUGGCCACGUGCUCCAGCGACCAGAGCGUCAAAGUCUGGGACAAAGGUGAAAAUGGGGAUUGGCACUGCACGGCCAGCUGGAAGACACAUAGUGGAUCUGUGUGGCGUGUGACAUGGGCCCAUCCUGAAUUUGGGCAGGUCCUGGCUUCCUGCUCUUUUGAUAGAACAGCAGCUGUAUGGGAAGAAAUAGUGGGAGAGUCAAAUGAUAAACUCCGAGGCCAGAGUCACUGGGUAAAGAGGACCACUCUAGUAGACAGUAGGACAUCUGUUACAGAUGUGAAGUUUGCUCCCAAGCAUAUGGGUCUUAUGUUAGCAACCUGUUCAGCAGAUGGUGUUGUAAGGAUUUAUGAAGCUCCAGAUGUGAUGAAUCUCAGUCAGUGGUCACUGCAGCAUGAAAUCUCAUGUAAGCUAAGCUGCAGUUGUAUUUCUUGGAAUCCCUCAAGUUCUCGAGCACAUUCUCCAAUGAUAGCUGUAGGAAGUGAUGACAACAGUCCAAAUAUAUUGGCUAAGGUUCAAAUUUAUGAAUAUAACGAAAACACCAGGAAAUACGCCAAAGCAGAAGCUCUGAUGACAGUCACAGAUCCUGUACAUGAUAUUGCCUUUGCUCCAAAUCUUGGAAGAUCCUUCCACAUCUUAGCUGUGGCAACCAAAGAUGUCCGAAUUUUCACACUAAAACCUCUAAGGAAAGAAUUGACUUCAUCUGGAGGAUUAACAAAAUUUGAAAUUCAUAUUGUGGCCCAGUUUGAUAAUCAUAACUCCCAGGUGUGGCGAGUGAGCUGGAAUAUUACAGGCACAGUGCUUGCUUCCUCUGGUGACGAUGGCUGUGUCAGGCUCUGGAAGGCUAAUUACAUGGACAACUGGAAGUGUACUGGUAUACUGAAAGGUAACGGGAGUCCAGUGAAUGGUAGUUCUCAGCAGGGAAUUUUUAAUGCCUCUCUAGGUUCUGCCAAUACAAGUCUACAGAAUUCACUAAAUGGAUCAUCUGCCAGCAGGUAUUUCUUUCCCCCUCUGGAUUCCCCACGGGCUGGAUCGAGAUGGUCCAGUCAUGCCCAGCUCCUUCCUCCUCCUCCUCUGAUAGAGCACUCUUGCGAUGCUGACACUGCCAACCUCCAGUAUCCUCACCCUCGCAGACGAUGUGUAUCUCGGCCUCUUAAUCUAUUACCUGAGAAUGAAGGGGUUUAACAUGUUACUUUAAACUCUGGGCCUUAUUCUGGUGUUUGUGAAUGCUUCCAUUUCUAGCUGCCUUCGUAUUUCUUCUCAUGUACAGAAGAUUUAAAAAAACUUGGGGGCUUUGCGCAUGUUUUGCAAACCAAACUACAAUGUUUGGACCAUGUUAAUUAUGUAUCAAAGAAACAUUUUGAUCUGUACCCUUUGAACUAUGGCAACACAUACAAACAGUAUUAGCCAUGAGCUAUUUAUGGAGUAGCUGACUUCAUGUGCCUUUUUUUUUUCUUUGUCUUUUUUUUUUUUUUUUUUAAUCAGCUCAGUAUGGGUUGAUUUUUUUUUUUUCCUUUUUGUAUAUUGCACCAACAAAUGUGAAAUAUAUUCAUAGAUUCUCAAAAUUAAACAUGCCUUCAAGAAAUUCUUGAGAACUAAAGGAUGAUAACUGGAUCACCUCACAAAAGCAAAACCGUUCCUGUGUAUACUGCAGCAAAAUAAUUUGGAGUGUUUGGUUACUUAAAAAUUUUCCAUCUUGCUGUAUAAAUAUUUAAAUUUUAUAAUUGUGAUUGAUUAAUAAAGUUAUUCUAAAAGGUC
Messenger RNA from Pezoporus occidentalis (night parrot), 1879 nucleotides. RefSeq names its product SEH1 like nucleoporin (gene SEH1L). The record is from RefSeq and is a predicted model, not a curated record. Gene Ontology annotation, molecular function: protein binding; structural molecule activity. Gene Ontology annotation, cellular component: Seh1-associated complex; nuclear pore outer ring. Bases 47 to 1306 code for a protein of 419 amino acids. The transcript has 9 exons. NCBI's taxonomy places the organism in Eukaryota, Metazoa, Chordata, Aves, Psittaciformes, Psittacidae. Gene Ontology annotation, biological process: positive regulation of TORC1 signaling; cellular response to amino acid starvation.